CUCAAAUCAAACGUCAAAUUUAUUGAGUGAAAAUUCAUUGUUUUGAUUUUUCAUUUUUGAAGAAAAUAAAGUACUGUUUGUAUUCUUUUCAAUCGAGAAAAUAUCUAUUCAAUUAAUCACAGCUAGUAUUAUAGUUAUGCCGUCAUCUCUAGUGGAACUGCGCCCAGAUAGACGCCUUCUGGAUCAUGAAUUCGAGGGAUACAAGUUAAACUUGCAAUGUCUUCCCCAUUUCUGUUUAGAAUUGACUUCACCUGUAGAUAGGCUGUAUCCUGACGAAGUACAGUUCUCCUUCGUCCACGCUAAGCUCUUCGCUCUCCAUAACCAUUUAGUGUUGGAUUUUUGGGACCACCAAUACAACUACUACUACGUGGAUGCUUCACAGCAAGUACGUAAUGUAACUUUCGAUAAUAUUAACGGUACAUUCCAAACUGCUGCUGUCUACGAUGUUCCUGCUCAUGUUGAAAGAAAAUCUGGACAUUUUAACCUAUGUCUCAUGUUUCCUUCCAAUAAUUUAGCUGUAAUAAGCGAUGGCACAGGUUACAUACAUAUUGUUGAUACAGGCACAAGGAAUAGGCCCGCUGGAGACAAGCAGAAAUGGAUUACUGUUUAUUCCAACCUUGUUCUCGGAGAAGGUAAAUAUUUUACCAUUGUAGAUACAAGGAUUCAAGAUAAAAAAGAUGUUGAAGUUUUACAUUGCCUCCUUCAAUCAGUGGAGCAACAAGAAAAGCAUUUUGACUCUAUUCUUACAUGGAUAACAUUGGAAAACGAUGGUCAAGCAUGGAAACAGUCAUCUAUGAAACAAAUUCAAGGCAAAGGUAUUGUCCAUUAUGCAGCUAUAGAAACAAGUUGUAAUGCUCUUUAUGUAGCUUCUGAUAAUUUAUUUAAAUUCAUAUCAGAUUCGGAAAAAGAAAUUGUAGAGAAACCACAGGAGACAAAGCAAAUAAUUUAUACUUGGCUGCAAACAGCUGACGAUGUUACAAUAACACUAAAAUUGCAAAGUAAUUUUGACAAGAAACAUUUUUUUGUUAAUGUCACACCUUUGGCAAUAAAAAUCAGUUAUGGUGGCAAAGAAUUUUUGAAUGGCAAAUUAAGGCAUAAGGUAGACAGUGAGUUAACAACUUGGAACAUACAGGAAAAUGGUCAAGUGGAUAUUUUGAUAACUAAGUCUGAGAGCUUGACUUGGGAUGAGUUGAUUGAAGGUGGUGAUAGCAAUGGGGAGCAAAUAAUUGAUGCGAGCCUCGUAGAGGAAGUGCAUAAGAGGCUAGCUCACUUGUGCUCCGAGACAGAAGUGGUAGCUGACCAACAAGUGCCUGGUCUGAAUACACAAGAGUUGGAAGAAUGUGAUGCAGCAUCUGAGGAGGAUACUAUAUUGGUUCGCAUGGAUACAACAAACCAUGAAAUAACACACAGGGUUUCACUAAGUGUACAUCAAUACCUGUUCAGCAUCAAGCUAGAAACCCAUGAAGUACCAGCAUUAGCUCUAAGACACGACGUAGAUGCUUGCAUAUGGCAGCCAUAUGCACAACUAAUAAACACAGAUACUUGGCCUAUGAAACAUGACGGGACUUUAAUGGCAUUCGGUUAUGUACAAUCCUCAAAACAGAAUAGAAAAUUCAUUACUUGUUCACCAAACUUUACAUACAGUGUAGUUUGCGAAGCCACACGUCAUAUUUUCAUUUAUAAGAAUAGCGGAAACCAGGACUGUCAGUUGAGAAAAAGAUCCGAAGGUAUAAUGAAAAAUAUUAAAAUCGGUCAACAGCAUGUUGUCAAUAUUGAUAAAUACGGUGAAGUUUUGGGUAUAAAUGCAACAAAUGAGUACUUGUUUGUGUUAACAGAGAAUUCUUUGAUAGCUAUAGGGGUUUGAAUGAAAUAUAUAUUUAUAUUG
Maniola jurtina (meadow brown) is the source of this 1885-nucleotide messenger RNA. Its product is annotated as nudC domain-containing protein 1. Bases 137 to 1864 code for a protein of 575 amino acids. The record is from RefSeq and is a predicted model, not a curated record. The transcript has 2 exons. NCBI's taxonomy places the organism in Eukaryota, Metazoa, Arthropoda, Insecta, Lepidoptera, Nymphalidae.